UAAAUCCAACGGUAGAAAAGCACGUGUAUAUGGAGGCUCCUCAUAUUUUGGUUGGAGCAUAUAGGAAGAACCCUUGCAGAAGGUGGAUCCUCAACUUCGUUCGUUCAACGUUCGACCAUACAUACUUACAUACACGGUUCCUCGUAUCUAUCUCUCACCAGUUGUGGAAGAUAUGAAUUGGGUUCAGCGAAAGAUCCACCUUUACAAUGUGACAUUUGGGCUUUAUAUGUUGGAUUGGUGGGAGCGUUGUACAUUCAAUAUCUUGGUGAUUGUACUAAUGUGUUUUGUAGUACGGUACAUUACCCAGUUUGUCAAGAGGUAUGUCUUUUUGUGGUAAGAAGCAAAAUCAUUUUCAUGUGAAGAUACCAAUGAAGAACUUGGGGACUUAAAUUAGUUGCAGCCGGUGUGUUUGGCAUAGCUGAUUAGGGAAUAUAUAUCUUGUAGCAUUUUGAUAUGGACUGACUUUGGAGUUUCUUAAAGCUGCCAAAAAAAAUGGCGACGCAUACGUCUGUGAUACACCGUCAUGAAUUUAACUUGAAACAGUUAUUUGUUUAUAAGCUUGUUUAUGAUGUCGAUUGGCAUUUUCUACAUUGUAAUAAUUAUUUGAGAUGUUCAUUUCUGUGUGUUCAAGCAUUUUUGUGUAUUUUAAUUAUAAAUGUUAUGAUCCCUUAACUUAA
This is a messenger RNA of Trifolium pratense (red clover), 677 nucleotides long. RefSeq lists its product as uncharacterized. NCBI's taxonomy places the organism in Eukaryota, Viridiplantae, Streptophyta, Magnoliopsida, Fabales, Fabaceae. The coding region runs from base 173 to 337 and encodes 54 amino acids. The transcript is spliced from 4 exons. The record is from RefSeq and is a predicted model, not a curated record.